CGUGCAAGGUUUCUCAUCCCUUACAAAAACAAAAACAAAUAUAAGAAUUCCAAGCUCGUCAAACAUAAUAUGAAAGUUGCUAACUUCAUUUUAGCUCUUGGUGUCUUGGCUUUGGCUUCCUCAUUUGCCAUUGCCUACGAUCCUAGCCCUCUCCAGGACUUUUGUGUGGCAACCGAUGAUGCUAACUCUGGUGUAUUCGUGAAUGGAAAAUUUUGCAAGGAUCCAGAGCAUGUGACAGCAGAUGAUUUCUUCUAUUCGGGGCUUAAUGUUGCUAGUGAAACUUCAAAACAGCUGGGAGCACGUACCAAUCUUUUAACGGUGGAUUCUAUUCCUGGACUCAACACUAAUGGUCUAUCCAUAGUUCGUAUUGACUAUGAAGCAAAUGGUGGACUAAACCCACCCCACCAUCACCCUCGAGCUUCUGAGAUCUUAACUGUCUUGGAAGGAACUCUAUAUGCGGGUUUUAUCUCUUCCAAUCCUGAUCAUCGUGUUUUCAGCAAAGUCUUAAAGGCAGGAGAUGUUUUUGUAUUUCCAUUGGGGCUCAUUCACUUCCAAUUGAAUAUUGGAAAAACUCCUGCAGUUGCCAUAGCUGCAUUAAACAGUCAAAAUCCAGGAGUUGUGACGACAGCAAAUACUGUUUUUGGAGCCAGCCCAUCCCUUGUUCCUGAUGUUCUAACAAGAGCAUUCCAUCUUGACAAGGAUCUGGUGACCAAACUUCAGAAACAAGAAUGGGUGAAUCCAUCAGAGCUCGACAGCUAUUCAAACAGCUACUAAUUCUCAUUUAGUUCAUUUGACUAUAAAUUGCAAUAAAUAAAUAAAUAAUCAGAAGAUUCAAGUUAUUUGUAUGUAUCUCCAAUGUAUUGUAUCAUAAUAAGGUGAGAUGCUUAUUGCCUCUCUCAAUGAGUUUAUUUUACGUGCUA
Molecule: messenger RNA, 920 nt
Organism: Hevea brasiliensis (rubber tree)
Lineage: Eukaryota; Viridiplantae; Streptophyta; Magnoliopsida; Malpighiales; Euphorbiaceae
Product: germin-like protein subfamily 1 member 16
Exons: 2
Coding region: 70-774 (234 amino acids)
Cellular component (GO): cell wall
Molecular function (GO): manganese ion binding
Source: RefSeq, a predicted model, not a curated record